Nothobranchius furzeri (turquoise killifish) is the source of this 3183-nucleotide messenger RNA. Its product is annotated as cytospin-A. Gene Ontology annotation, molecular function: protein binding. Gene Ontology annotation, cellular component: microtubule organizing center; filamentous actin. Gene Ontology annotation, biological process: actin cytoskeleton organization. Lineage: Eukaryota; Metazoa; Chordata; Actinopteri; Cyprinodontiformes; Nothobranchiidae. The record is from RefSeq and is a predicted model, not a curated record.
ACAGUCCAACUGCGCCCUCCAGUGGACAGAGCCAGCCUGGUCCCGGUGCUGCCGAACCAUCCAUGCUCGGUGUUUACUUUGUGGAUGUAAACUUCUCACAUCAAGAUGCUUCCAGAAACGAACGUGUUUGGAUUCCUUUUGAUCCGCGGUUGUUUUCCCGCGUUUCCUCUAAAUUACUGAAGAAACCCCGAGAGCCAGUGCGUCUGAGGGAGGAGGGGGAGGAGAUCGAACAUCUGAAGACACUUUUCCGCUUUCAAGGUCACCUGUUAUUUAUCACGUUGGUGCAACAACCACGUGCAGGGCCCCAUCAGCAUGGGCAACUUCACCACCAAGGACAACCAUGGACCCCUAGGGCCCCAUUCGGACACGUUCCACACUCCACCUACUUCUCCACAGAGCGACGUGGUUGCCGUCAUUCCCAGUGUUCCUCCAUUCCCACCUUCCAGUGCUGUCCCAGCUCCAUCCCCAUGUCCCGCACUAGCCAUCCCUAACAGUGUGAAGAAACCCCAACAGAGGUCUCCCAGCACUCCUAUCGCCCCUCCAGACUGGAGUCCACCUCCACCAGUGACACCCGUUUUCUCGCCAGCUGGUUCUGGUGAGACCCCCACGUUCAAAAAGCCAGCUAAUGCCGUGGCAGGCCGAGGGGAAGCUCCUUCUUGGAGGAACGUGGGUCCUCCAGCCUCUCCAGGGAAGACCUCAGCCUCCCAAGUAAAGAGUGUGGUUGUCACUCCUAUAAAGAGUCCUUCGCCACCUUCCAGAAACUCUUUGGAGCAGAGUUUGAAGGAAGAAGUUCUUCGUUUGUCUCCGCUGCCAGGUAGUGAAGACAAAGAGCAUCAAAGUGAGGAACUGGUGGAGCUUUUGGAGGAGUGUAGGGCCAUACUGGGUGUUUCUGCCAGUCAGGACAGGAUCACCAACACGUCAGAAAUUCUGAAGCAUCUCCUGACUGAAGUAAAGAGUUUGAAGACCACGUUGCAGACGGAGCGUGGGGAGUGGCUGCAGUUCCAGGCUGACCUCCAGGUGGCGGUAUCAGUGGCAGACCGCCUGAGGGCUGAGGCAGAGGAGGAGCUUGCGGCGCUUAGAAAGGCCAACAAAGAUGUUGAGCGGGAACUGGCGUCUGCCCAUCAGACGACAAAAGAGGCUGAAAUGCAGCUGGUCAGCCUGCAGGGGGAGCUGCAGGACACCAGACAAAGACUGGCUGCUCUUGCUGAGGCCCAGGAACCAGAGAAGCCCAACGGGGAGUCCAAAAAGUCUGGCAGAGGGAGGGGACUGGAAAGUAAAAAUCUGAAUGAAGGGAUGAAACAUGCUAACGAGGACGCAAGGACAGACUGUAAAGGUGUGACUCAGCGAUACCUGAGAAAUCUGAGCAGUGAGGACAGAAAUGGAGCUGAUGAAACACGGAGGACGGUGUCUACAGAGAGGUCAAGAAGCCUGUCCAGAUUACCCGCCUCCUCAGAGUCCCUCACCGUGCAGAACGGAACGUCCCAGUCCAGCUCAACUCUGGGUCCUACACAUAAGAAUUCCAGACCGCUUAAAGGACGGAGAAGUCUGGAUUGGCAAGACAGCAGGUCAUUCAGUGAUGCAGGUAAACGUGAAGAGUCUUUAAACAAGUACAACUCAGCGCUGAGUCAGAUGCCACCCACCAAGUCCCAGGAUGGUUUUAGUCUGCUGCUGCGUCGCCAUGGAGGCUCCAAGAGAAACUCGCUGCUCCGCUGGUGUCAGAACCGAACGCAAGGCUACGAGAGCAUUGACAUCACCAACUUCAGCAGCAGCUGGGCGGACGGCCUUGCCUUCUGUGCCGUCUACCACACCUACCUCCCCUCUCACAUCCAGUAUAGCGCCCUUAACCCAGAGAACAAGAAGGAGAAUCUCAGUCUGGCGUUUAAAACAGGACAGGCUGUAGGGAUUUCACCCUCUCUGACAGUAGAUGAGAUGCUGAGAGUGGGUGGACCUGACUGGCAGAGGGUCCUGAGCUACGUGGAGAGCAUCUACCGGCACUUUGAAAUGUGACCGCAGGAGUAGAAACAGAGGGACCCUUCUCAGAAAAAGACACCAUUUUCUGUAAUCAGUGCUGCCUGUUGAUGGCAAGGCACAUGAUGAAGUAUUAUCAAAGAAAUCAAAAUAAACGUUUAAAGCAUUCUUGAAUUAGACCCUGAGACAGAUUCUGGUCAUUUUCAGUUUGAUUCUGACUGAAAGGGAGACUAGGCAGUUCUGGCUUGCUUCUAGCACCCCCUAGUGUCCAUUUAGUAAACCCAAAAGUGAAAAUUAUCUCCUCACUGCGUGUUUGUCUUUUUAACACCUUAAUCUAACAGCUGAAAUGUCUCCUCAGCUUUCCUUAGUUUCUACCGGAGCAAUUCACCGCUAAAUCAAACAAAUCAGCUGUGUUUAUGAUCUAAAAGGAAAGUGCUGGAAGCAGACCGUAGCGCUGCCGUGCCAGCUCCACCAUUACUCAGUCCCAACCGGCACUCUGAAGUUGCAAGUGUGGUAUUCUGGCCACAGAGGGCGGUGGGGGGGCCGAGUGACAUUCCAUUAAUCCUGUAAAGGGUCAUUUUAGCACAUGGCACAAGAAAAAGAUUUAAAAAUAUAUAUUGAAAAGUCACACACUAUCCCUUUUAAGGUGAAUGUGCUGAGAGCAGGACAGAUGCUUUUAACCUCAGACCCUUAAUAUUAACAGUUUUGAUGAUGACGUUGAGCUGCUUUAAAUGUCUCAGCACUGGUACUUCACUCUACUGUACAAUGUUAGAAUCUAUAUGCAGUUUUUUACUGUUUUGUCUUCAUGUGAAUAAUCCUGUACUUCUACACCUUUCAACCCUAAAUGUGCACAUUUACGGUCUAACUUUGAACUGUGCAUUUUAAAUGUUGCAGAACGUCAGUAUUUUUUCAAGCUUUGCAGAACAUUUGAAAAGCCUUAAAACAACAGUAACGGUAGCGGUGUGUGUUUGUAAAAGUGCCUUCAUGUUAUGAUUUGUGUACGGACAGCUACGAGCAUGCACAAGCUUACAAAUCCAGCGUCAACCUCCUGCCUGCACACUCACUGAUGCACAGCUAGUGUUGUUAAAAAAAUGUUAAAAUCUGUUUGUGUUGCCAAAAUUUGUUCUGAUGCUCUUCUUUGUGAAAAAGACGCUGUUGAUAUGUAACAAGAAUAAGAAUAUGAAGCCAAAGCAAUAAACUAUUGUGUUUUUGUGA